This is a messenger RNA of Marasmius oreades (fairy-ring Marasmius), 657 nucleotides long. RefSeq lists its product as uncharacterized. The coding region runs from base 1 to 657 and encodes 218 amino acids. The transcript has 4 exons. Lineage: Eukaryota; Fungi; Basidiomycota; Agaricomycetes; Agaricales; Marasmiaceae. The record is from RefSeq and is a predicted model, not a curated record.
AUGGCCGUAAAAACCCUCAAGGAGAGGCAGUUCCUUGCAGCGAAUGCCAGUGGAAGGGGAGGAGAUUCGGAUACUAACCAACGGCUCGGACAAAUAGACGUACGUCAGUUACAACAAGCUCUGGCACAAGUUGGCACUCGCCUCGCACCUUGGGCUCGCAAUGAUAGGGAUGCAUGGAGCCCUCUAAACCUCAUCAAAGCAGCUGUGGGAGCUCUCUCCAUAGCGAAGUUCAAUCCCGAGUCAUUCGAGCAUGGCAACGCGAGCACGGCCACUGCUCCAUUAUUAUCGCAGGAGCAAAAAGUCGCUCUGCUCUUAUGUGAAGCAGUUCUUCUCUUUGUUGAACAGGUUUGUUCUAUCGGAGAACCUCCAAAGCCCAUCAAGUCAUCGGAAGAUGGUCAACUUUCGACUGUGAUGAGGAUUCAAGCCAAGUACCGCGGUGAACAGCUGGAGAAAAUCGUUAUUAAAUACGGCCUACCCUACCUCACCCACCCUCAUCUCCUCGGGUUACGGUAUCGAAUCCGACAUUUCCAACCCCCGUCUCAGUAUUUUCAUUCGCGGUUGAGGGACGCUCUUCAGCGAGCACAACUUGAUCCUCCUGAAGAUCUUAGGAAGGGCGGAAAGGAACUGCUAGUUGCAGAUGUAAAAUACCAUGGAUGA